Drosophila takahashii is the source of this 990-nucleotide messenger RNA. RefSeq names its product Cytochrome c oxidase subunit 6A-like 2 (gene COX6AL2). Gene Ontology annotation, molecular function: enzyme regulator activity. The record is from RefSeq and is a predicted model, not a curated record. Gene Ontology annotation, cellular component: mitochondrial inner membrane. Lineage: Eukaryota; Metazoa; Arthropoda; Insecta; Diptera; Drosophilidae. Gene Ontology annotation, biological process: mitochondrial electron transport, cytochrome c to oxygen.
CAUAUCUCGGAUGUAUGCACUAAAUUCUGGAAGAAAUUUAAAAAUUCAUGUUUCGGAAGACCUUUUUUAAAAAAUUAUCUUUCGUUUCACAAAAUGCGGCACUUACAAAUAGUUAAAUAUGUACAACCACGGUAUGUAAUAAAUACAGUGUUGUCCCAGCGUUUCAUGUCAAAGUCAGGCAAUGCAAAAUCUUCUGGUACAGAUAAAACAGAUAAGAAAGAUACAAAAUGUAAGGAGGGCAAAGAUGCAAAACCGGCUAAUGCAGCUAAGAAACCUGCUGAUGCAGCAAAAAAAUCUACAGAUGCAGAUAAAAAAGAUGCAACGCCUAAGGCAGUUAAGGAGACUAAAGUCACGAAGCCAAAAGACGAAACACUUAUAUCCGGCGGGACAAAGUGCACGCCAACUAUCAAUCCACCAGCAAUUAAUAAAACUAAAAAGAAGCUAAGAACAUGUGAUGAAAUUUUGCUUGGUAAAGGCAAACAAAAGAAAAAGAAACUUGAUUUAACGACCAUUCAAGGAGGAGACUUGGGCUGCCCGGGAAGAAUUGAGAAAAAACCACCAAUUGUUGCCAAACACGCCAAGCAAUGGCAGAAAAUCUCGCUAUUCGGAGUGCUGCCCUUGAUAGCCAUUCUUACUCUCUUGGUGUUCAGCACUCGGGUAGAAGAAGAUCGCCUGGAAUUUAAGAAUUGGACCCACAUGUACAAGCGAUCAAAGCCGUAUUGGUUCCGUGAUGGAAACCGCACAGCUUUUCACAACAGCCACGUAAAUGCCUUGCCUCCAGCCGGAUACGAGGACGAAGUGGAUGAGAGCGCCAUUGGCCAGGAUCCAGAGUCGGAGCAGGAUAAAAAAUCUCGCUUAAAGGAGUUUGACAAAGUUGUUAAAAACUGGCGCAAGCAUUCGUCCAAAAGAGAUGCUCAGCUUAAAAAGGAGGCUGCCGCUGCAGAAAAGGAGGCUAGAAGACAAGAAGCGCAGUAAAAACUAAAUUAAAUC